Molecule: messenger RNA, 1044 nt
Organism: Westerdykella ornata
Lineage: Eukaryota; Fungi; Ascomycota; Dothideomycetes; Pleosporales; Sporormiaceae
Exons: 2
Coding region: 1-1044 (347 amino acids)
Biological process (GO): trans, trans-farnesyl diphosphate biosynthetic process
Cellular component (GO): cytoplasm
Molecular function (GO): dimethylallyltranstransferase activity; (2E,6E)-farnesyl diphosphate synthase activity
Source: RefSeq, a predicted model, not a curated record
AUGCCUACCACUUUGAAAGAGUUCGAGAGCGUCUGGCCGCGCAUUGUGGCCGAUCUCGAAGAGCAUUGCAAACAGUACAAGCUGCCUCAGCAGUCCCUGGAUUGGUUUGUCAAUUCAUUGAACUACAACACUGUAGGCGGAAAAUGCAACAGGGGAAUGUCUGUGGUGGACACUGCCUCCAUCCUCUUGAAUAGGACACUCGAGCCUGGCACCGAGGAGUACUUCAAGGCGGCGCUGCUUGGCUGGAUGAUUGAGCUACUUCAGGCAUUCUUCCUUGUGUCAGACGACAUCAUGGACUCUUCAAAGACCCGCCGUGGGCAGCCUUGCUGGUAUCUCGUUCCCAAAGUCGGCAUGAUCGCUAUCAAUGAUGCAUUUAUGCUCGAAUCUUCCAUCUAUCUUCUCCUCAAGAAGCACUUCCGCCAAGAAAAGAGCUACAUUGACAUGGUUGAGCUCUUCCACGAAGUCACACUCCAGACCGAGCUUGGCCAGCUGUGCGAUCUGCUCACUGCUCCUGAAGACCACGUGGACCUCGAUAACUUCAGCCUGGACAAGUUCUCCUUCAUUGUCAUCUUCAAAACCGCUUACUACUCGUUCUAUCUCCCCGUUGCCCUCGCCCUGCAUUACAUUGGCGCUGCUACGCCCAAGAACCUACAGACGUGUCUGGACAUCCUCAUUCCGAUGGGCGAAUACUUCCAAGCCCAAGAUGACUACCUCGACGCUUUUGCCGAUCCGAAGGUGCUUGGCAAGAUUGGGACCGACAUCCAGGACAACAAGUGCUCAUGGCUGGUCAACCAGGCCCUCCGGAAAGUCACUCCCGAGCAGCGCAAGAUCCUAGAGGAGAACUAUGGCCAGAAGGACUCUGAGAAAGAGGCGAAGGUGAAAGCACUGUAUCACGAGUUGAAGCUGUCGGAAUUCUACGAACAGUGGGAAGAAGAGCGCGUUGCCGACAUCAGAGCUAAAAUUGAUAAAGUGGACGAGUCCGAAGGCUUGAAGAAGGAGGUGUUCGAAGCUUUCCUCAAGAAGAUCUACAAACGCAGCAAAUAA